CUGGGCUGCCGUUCCCUGAGCCCCGGGUGUGCUUCAGCGCCUUCUGCUUGCUCUUCGGUCCGGCUUCAGGAUGGCAGGAAAUUCCUCCGAGGGAACAAAAGUGAGAAGUGACUGUGAGGAUCCAGUUGGGAAGAACAUUGCAAAUGGACAUACUGUUAAUGCUUCGAGACAAGAGACGCCGUUCCUCCAGGGACAUUCAGUAACAGGAAACAUUUGUGAAACAGUAAACAGACCAGAAGGCGACAAGCGGACACAAUCAGGACUCCUUCAUGGCUGCAGAUGGUGCUUUGCUAAUGGCAACAAAUGGAAGUGCAGCACAAUUGGACUCUCGGUUCUCCUGGUGAUCUCAGUCACUAUGAAUAUCUCUGUGUGGGCAAAGUUGCAUCAGAUGCCCGCUGCUCCCAGCCCACCGGAUACCACGUCACCCACAUUGGAUGCCAGUCUCUGCCCACAGCGCUGGGUUAGGAAUGAAGGGCGGUGCUACUUUUUCUCUGACACUGAGCAGACCUGGAACGCCAGCCGGAUCGACUGCUCUUCCCAUGGAGGUUCCCUGGUGGCCAUGGAUACUCCGCAGGAGUGGGAUUUUGUAAGUCAGUCUAAAAGACCAAGGUAUUAUUGGAUUGGCCUCCGGAGGACAGGAGCAGGAGAACUUUGGAAAUGGGCGAAUGGGUCCCUCUUCAACAACCGGUUUCCAGUGGGAGGCGAAGGACUUUGCGCUUACCUGAAUAUAGACGAGGUCAGCUCGACAUGGUGUGACAAGCACCGAUACUGGAUCUGCAGCAAACUACUACAUCGGAACACAUGAAGGACAUACUAAGUCCGCAUGGAGAAAUCCAUCCUCAACAUAAAGCGAGGUAUAUUCUCAUGUGCAGUUUAUUCACAAAACCACAAGCUUUGCAUUGUUUUAAUAAUAAUGGGAUGAAGCUUUUUGUACACUUGUGUAGCAUAACAGGUUUUGGCUCAUUUGGCAUCAGCCACCACAUGAAACGGGGAGAUUUGUUGAUAAAGAGCUCAAAGGCUGGAGGGUCGGCCUGUACGUGCUGAGAACUCUUGUUCCAGAGUUUGAGAAGUUAGCUAUUACCAAAAGGAGCUCAAAGGAGAAGCCCUUCUCUCCCCUGCUGCCCAGAUGUUGGCCCUUGUGGUUUUCCUGCCCUGACUGAGGUGGCCAAAAAGGCCACUGGUUUCCAUGAGGGGUGAGGACAGCUCCAUUAGGCCACCUCCUCCUCCUCCUCCGCCUCUGGGUUUUUUUAGCUACCACCAGGCUAGCAGUCUGUGGGGAAACCUAUGGGGCAGGAGUAGCUCCAGGCCCGUAGCCAGGAUUUCAUAAUUUGGGGGGCCUUUUAAAAAGUGAGGGGGCACUGAAAGUCCCUUAGAGUGCAGGUGUGUGUUAGCCCCCCCCCCUGGCGUCUCCCAUUU
Gekko japonicus is the source of this 1416-nucleotide messenger RNA. Its product is annotated as C-type lectin domain family 2 member D-like. The coding region runs from base 71 to 805 and encodes 244 amino acids. Lineage: Eukaryota; Metazoa; Chordata; Lepidosauria; Squamata; Gekkonidae. The record is from RefSeq and is a predicted model, not a curated record. The transcript is spliced from 7 exons.